AUGGGCAUCACGAACGCGCAUCAACGGUGCCACGGUCCAGGACGCAGCCGCAGAGCCGCCGCAGAACAGCUGGGCCGCCGUGGAGCUCCCCAGUAUGCCCUGCUGGCAACCGCCGCAGCCAUCUGCUUGCUGGAGCCCUCUAGCAGAGACGCGUGCAGCAAGCCUGCGGGCGACUGUGGCCAAACGGCGCUGUUUGGCUUUGGCCGCAUGACGUUGGCCGCGCUCCACUGCUGGCUGCAAGAGCUGCCAUCGCCCAGCGUUUUUGCGCCUCAAAGGAAUUCACUCCACCGACUAGCGACACGCCAGUCCCUCACCCUCCACGCCUGCGGUGCCUCUACGAAGUAA
Mytilinidion resinicola is the source of this 345-nucleotide messenger RNA. RefSeq lists its product as uncharacterized. Lineage: Eukaryota; Fungi; Ascomycota; Dothideomycetes; Mytilinidiales; Mytilinidiaceae. Bases 1 to 345 code for a protein of 114 amino acids. The transcript has a single exon. The record is from RefSeq and is a predicted model, not a curated record.